Puntigrus tetrazona (Sumatra barb) is the source of this 1003-nucleotide messenger RNA. RefSeq names its product serine/threonine-protein kinase pim-2-like. Gene Ontology annotation, biological process: regulation of mitotic cell cycle; negative regulation of apoptotic process; protein autophosphorylation. The coding region runs from base 66 to 857 and encodes 263 amino acids. NCBI's taxonomy places the organism in Eukaryota, Metazoa, Chordata, Actinopteri, Cypriniformes, Cyprinidae. Gene Ontology annotation, molecular function: protein serine/threonine kinase activity; ATP binding. The record is from RefSeq and is a predicted model, not a curated record. Gene Ontology annotation, cellular component: cytoplasm. The transcript is spliced from 6 exons.
CUUCAGAAGGCCCUCCUGCUGCUGAAGAACAGCCAGAGCAGGACGUCCUGGGCAAGGGCCACAUCAUGAGAAAUUAUAAAAUCGGUCCCAAGCUGGGUUCAGGCGGAUUUGGUUUGGUGUGUGAAGGAACCCGCAAUGAGGAUGAACUCAAGGUGGCUGUGAAAAUUUCAGUGAAGGCACCAAACAUGCCAAACAUCUCAGUGCCUGGUCAUCCCAAUCGCCUGCCGUUGGAGAUCGGCUUGACACUCAUGGCCAAUAAGGGCCCCAGCGCUCCUCAAAUAAUUCAACUGCUGGACUGGGAAGAGGAGACGGACCACUACAUUAUGGUUAUGGAGCGGCCCUCACCUUGCAUGGAUCUGCUUAGUUUCAUGGAGCUCCACGGAGGAAUCCUCGACGAGCGCACGGCGCGAUACGUCAUGCGGCAGGUCAUUUGUGCCGCUAAGGCUUGCUUUGAGAAGGGUGUCUUCCAUCGGGACAUUAAACCGGAGAACCUGCUGGUGAACCCGGACACCAUGGAGGUCAAAUUGAUUGACUUUGGUUGCGGGGCCCUUAUGAAAAAAUCGGCCUUCAAAGACUUCUGUGGCACAGAACAGUACUUUCCUCCAGAGUACAAGUUCAAGGGCACAUACCAUGCCAAGCCCAUGACAGUGUGGUCUUUGGGGAUUGUGCUGUUUGAAAUGGUGUGCGGGGAUUUUCCCACAGCGGGCGACCUGUACUUGAUCGCCGCCAACAUCUGGACCAGGCCAGGCCUGUCACAAGAAUGCUGCGAUCUGAUUUGUGAUUGCCUGCAGCCGAAGCCAAAGAAGAGACUUGCUCUAAAGAAGAUCCAUCUCCAUGACUGGUUUGAAGUAUGUUAAACAUUACAUUAAGUACAUUAAAAUUGUGUUUUUGUUUCAGGUCAUGGAUUGAGACAAGAUGUCACGUCCACUCUUCUGUUCUCAGUCUGCGCUUCAUCUGCUGGACCGACACGAGUGACCUUUCCUUCCCUCCAUUCAGGCCUCAA